Molecule: messenger RNA, 348 nt
Organism: Acaulospora colombiana
Lineage: Eukaryota; Fungi; Glomeromycota; Glomeromycetes; Diversisporales; Acaulosporaceae
Source: the annotation of a GenBank genome assembly
AAAUGAAUUUCUAUAAUUGGGAAUGCCCCGAUGCCAUCAAUUUUCCAAAAUUUUUAGAAACUUUAAAGCACUUCCGUCUAACGGGAUUCCCCAAGUAUCCUUCAACCGAAGGUUCUGUUAUUAAGAAAGAUUUCGAAGGAGAGAACCAAUUAGAAUCGUUAGUAAGGGAAUUAUCUCUAAAAGUAAAUUGUAUGUUCAAUGAUGAAAUGUUGGAAUGGAAGAUCGCCUUUGUAGAUGGAUUUCUCUUAUACUGGGAUGUUGAUAUUGUAAAGGAAUUAGAUUUAAAAUUCUUUAUUAAGGCGGAUCAUUAUACAAUAAAACAACGACGGAAAGAGAUUGCGUCCAACG